CCAAUUUGUAGUGCUCAUCCACAGCCUACAAUUGACUGAACCUUCAGGAAUUAUGGCUCCCAGCAAGAAGGACAACAAGCGCAAGGCUGCCGCCGCCGCUGCCGCCGCCGACUCGCCCGCGAAGAAGACCAAGAAGGCGGAGGCGAAGCCCGCUGAAGCUCCUAAGGAAGCCUCGAAAUCGAUCCUGAAGAAAAACAAGGAUGACGGAGCCCCCGCGGCGAAGAAGUCCGCCUCGGGUGUGAAGUUCAACGGCGAGCCCGCGAGACAGAUCAAGCCUCGCAAGCGUGCUGCCGAUUUUCUGAGCGACGACGAGGACAGCGAGUCCGAGGCGGAAGCGAAGCCCGCUAAAGCCCAAGCUGAGAAGAAGGCCAGCAACAAAAAGUCUAAGAAGGAGGAUGGCACCGCCGCCCCGGCCGCGAAAGCAAAGACUGCCGGCGCCAAGGCCUCCCCUAAGUCGAAAAAGCCCGAGGCUGCCGCCGACGAGUCCGACGAUGACAACGAUGAUUCUGCCGCCUCUGACUCUGGCGAGGGUGAGGAAGAAGAAGAAGAUGACCGGACCGUCGCCCUUAUCAAGGGAUUCGAGAGCAGUGGCGAUGAGGACGAGUCGGGAGACGAGGGCUACGACCCCAGCAAACCAGUUCCUAAGAUUCCUGAUUCGAAGAAGGCCAAGCGCAAGAUCUUGAAGAAGCAGAAAGAAGAAAAGGCCGGCAGCGGAGAAGGACCGGGUGCCGUAUAUGUUGGACGUAUUCCCCACGGUUUCUACGAACAUCAAAUGCGCGCCUACUUUUCACAAUUCGGCGAGAUCACUCGUCUGCGUCUCUCGCGAAACCGCAUCACCGGCCGCUCCAAGCAUUACGCUUUUGUGGAAUUCGAGUCGGUCUCCGUUGCCAAGAUCGUUGCCGCGACUAUGGACAACUACCUGAUGUAUGGUCAUAUCCUGAAAUGCAAAUACAUACCUUCCGACCAAUUGCACCCGGAGGUCUGGAAGGGCGCCAACCGACGAUUCAAGAAGACCCCGUGGAACCGCAUCGAGAAGAAGCGCCUCGACAAGGGCAAGACGAGAGAUCAGUGGUCCGAGCGCAUUGAGCGCGAGCAGAAGAAGCGCCUUGCCAAGGCCGAGAAGCUGAAGGAUCUUGGAUACGAAUUCGAGCUGCCGCAAUUGAUGAGCGUGGACGAGGUCCCCGUCCAGGAAGAGGGCAAGCAAAUCGAAGCUCCCAAGGCCGCGGAGGAAGAGACCCCCAAAGCCGUCGAGGCGCCCAAGGAGACGAAGGCUGAGAAGAAGUCUGAUGAUACCCCCAAGAAGUCCAAGAAGGAGAAGAAGGGAAGCCAGUCUGUGACUGAGCAAGAUACCCCCAAGCAGGAUGGUAAGAAGGGAGCCAACGAUGCCACCGCUUCGCCUGCUACGAAGGCUGGAGCAAAGGCCAAGAAGGGCAAGGCCAAGUCCAAGUCCAAGGCGUAAAAAAAACAAAAAUCUUCGGCGAUGGGUUGUUCUGUGUUAUUUAAAGUAAAUAGCAUAAAUGAUGUUUUCUUCUAC
This is a messenger RNA of Aspergillus steynii IBT 23096, 1534 nucleotides long. Its product is annotated as RNA-binding protein. Gene Ontology annotation, cellular component: nucleolus. Lineage: Eukaryota; Fungi; Ascomycota; Eurotiomycetes; Eurotiales; Aspergillaceae. The coding region runs from base 53 to 1459 and encodes 468 amino acids. The record is from RefSeq and is a predicted model, not a curated record. Gene Ontology annotation, biological process: maturation of LSU-rRNA from tricistronic rRNA transcript (SSU-rRNA, 5.8S rRNA, LSU-rRNA). Gene Ontology annotation, molecular function: RNA binding. The transcript is spliced from 3 exons.